Camelina sativa (false flax) is the source of this 1301-nucleotide messenger RNA. NCBI's taxonomy places the organism in Eukaryota, Viridiplantae, Streptophyta, Magnoliopsida, Brassicales, Brassicaceae. The record is from RefSeq and is a predicted model, not a curated record.
UUUGGAAAAAGAAAAAAAAAAAUAAACGCGUAAGAUCUAGUGAAUGUGGUCAUAGAGAUGAUUGGUCACCUAAUCAAAUAUUUUCUCCCUAAAAAAAGAAGUAACAAUAAUUUUUCUCACAAUUUCCUCGAAGAAGAAGAAGAAGAAAGAAAACUUUUUUAAAAAUGUCAAAAUCUCAGAAAACUAAGAAACCAAUCACAUUCGUCCAUAUAUUUUUUUUUCCCUCUUUGCGUUUUUUGUUUUUCUUCAUCCCCAUCACUACUCUUCAGAUUCCGGGAAUAAAGAAAAGGGAGAUAGAAAGUUUCAAUCUUUUUGUUAGGCGGAGAUGGUUACGCCGAACUGGGAACUUCAGGGUUGUUGUAACCGGAAUCAAAACACUUUCCUCAUCACCAUCGGAAUCUUCACCGUCGUUAUCCUCUUGCUAUGGAGGACGUUUCUGUUGACUCCAUUUAAACUCAUUACGGUGUUUUUGCACGAAGCGAGUCAUGCUGUUGCUUGCAAGCUUACUUGUGGAGAUGUGGAGGGGAUGGAGGUGAAUGCAAAUGAAGGGGGUUCGACAACAACACGUGGUGGCAUUUAUUGGCUGAUCUUACCUGCUGGCUAUCUUGGGUCAUCAUUUUGGGGAAUGGCUUUGAUUCUUGCAUCUACCAAUCUGCUUACAGCAAGAAUAGCUGCUGCUGGUCUGGGUCUUGCUUUAUUCAUCGUCCUCUUCAUUGCCAAAAACUGGACGCUUCGAGGUCUUUGUAUAGGUGUUUUCCUCGGUGUCAUCUGGGUUCUACAAGAGUUAACUACAGUCAAAAUUCUCCGUUAUGUCAUUCUCUUCAUUGGUGUGAUGAAUAGCUUAUUCUCAGUUUACGAUAUCUAUGACGAUUUGAUAUCUCGGAGGGUCCAUUCGAGCGAUGCUGAGAAGUUUGCAGAGAUCUGUCCUUGCUGUACUGGUUGUGGCUGGGGUGUCAUCUGGGGAAUGAUAUCUUUUGCGUUUCUUUGUGCAUCGCUCUAUCUCGGCCUAGUGAUCUUAUCGUAAAAAACAGUAUUCUUUUAUGAAUCUGUUGGUGUCUCUCACUCUCUCAGGUUCAGAUUCUUCCCAGUGACAACAGUUUGGUAAAAAGCUUGAUUCUUUAGAUCCCUUGAUGUGUUUGGGAUUUACAUUUGAUUGAAACUGUAGGGUUUAUUUGAGAGUUUGUAUUCUUUGUUGAAUAGGAUUCAUUAGAAAUUUGAUUUGGUCUGUGUUUAUGUUUGUAUUGAAACUUCGUUGACUUCUUCAACAGAGGAAAAAAAAGUCCGUUGACUUUGGUUAAACU